Molecule: messenger RNA, 746 nt
Organism: Sesamum indicum (sesame)
Lineage: Eukaryota; Viridiplantae; Streptophyta; Magnoliopsida; Lamiales; Pedaliaceae
Source: RefSeq, a predicted model, not a curated record
UUUUUAUAUAUAUCUUCACUUUACAGUCUUCUUUUGUCCAUCUCCACAGUUGAAACCUCUCACAAACGUCUCUCUCUCUCUCUCUCUCUCUCUCUCUCUUCUGUCUGCUCUCAUUCUCUCUCUAAGACUACCUAGAACAAUGGCUUUAUCAUCAGGGCUUAAAAUUUUCCUCCUCCUAGCACUCUUGGCCACCUCAUGCAUGGCGCAAGCACCAGCUGGUGCACCUAAGGUUUCCCCCACGGCCAGCCCGACGCCGGCACCGGUGUCGCCGCCAACCUCCACCCCAACACCAUCGCCAGCCCCCUCCACCUCCGCUCCAACCCCAGGCCCCGCCACCGCCCCCAGCUCAUCGCCCGUCCCUUCGGAGAAAUCCCCCUCCCCCGCCCCGGGUGCUUCCGGAGUACCAAUUUCCCCUGCCCCCGCCGCUUCCGGGCCCGCCUCCGAUCAGACCCCCUCCGACGGUACAAAUAACGGGUUUGUCAGCAGGGCAGCCAUUGGCGGCACCGCUUUCGCGGCGGCGCUUGUCGCUGUGGCGUUGGUGUAGGUUGCCACUUGGAGGCUUUAGAUCUGUACUUUUUCUUUCCAAUGGACGGAUGAGAUUUGUUUUGUCCUUUUGUCGGGGGGUUUAGUGGUCAUUUCAGUUUCUUGCUCCUUUGGGUAUAUUUUGUCUAUGUUCAUUUGAUUGUAUUUAUAGAGUGGACGAUUUGUUUGAUUAUUAUUAUCAAUUAUUUGGGUUGAUAUUUACA